Paramecium sonneborni is the source of this 908-nucleotide messenger RNA. The record is from the annotation of a GenBank genome assembly. NCBI's taxonomy places the organism in Eukaryota, Ciliophora, Oligohymenophorea, Peniculida, Parameciidae.
CUAAUAUAUUCAUAAAGAAUGAUUGAGAGAAUAGCAUUUUUUUUGCGAUGAAUAAAAUUUAUUUUCUGAUAAAAUUGCUUUUAAAUAGAAAGUAUUAAAUUUAAGAAGGAAAAGUUUUUAAAAAAUGAAUCAGUUUUCAAGUUAAAGCUUUGUGAGAGUAAAUAGUUCUGCUGAAAUAGAGGAUAGAAUUAGCUUGCUUGGUAAUGUAGAGGUAUAUAAUGAAGAAGAGAAUUCAAGUCAACCAUAACUUAAAUAUAUUAUGUAAUCCUUUUUUUGAAUAUAGGAGUUAAAACUCCCCUGUUAUUAUUGAUGAACCUGUAUAAAAUAUUUCUAAGGAGGAAAUUCAUAUGAAUUCAACUGAAUAAAAACUAAAUAACUCAUUUCAGAAUGACUUGUAAAUUUAAAGUUAUAAACAACCUAAUGAUAAUACAAAUUACUAUAACAAAAAUGAAUAAAAAAGACCUUUAAGAACAAGGAGAAAAAUUAAUUUGAAUUCAAGUACGAUUAAUUUUCAAUCUGAUAAUAAUUCAUCAUCUUAAAAUAUUUGUAAUAAUGCUUGCAAAUGUACAAAAUCAAAUUGCUUAAAAUUAUAUUGUUAAUGUUUUCAUUAAAAUUAAAAUUGUUCCGAUAUUUGUAAAUGUAUAGAAUGUAAAAAUAGAUUAGAGCAUUUAGAAAUUAGAUUCAAUGCUCUAGAAAAAAUUAAAUAAAAAUUACAUAGAUAAAAAAAUGAUGAUGAUCUAUUUGAUAGAUCUAAAAUUUGGGGAUGUAAAUGUUAAAAAUCUUAAUGCUAAAAGAAUUAUUGUGAAUGUUUUUUAAGAAAAUAGAAAUGCUCUUCAAAUUGUAGAUGUAAAGAUUGUGCAAAUAAAAAGCGAUUCCCAUUUUAAUAAAAAAAAAAAUAAAAAAGAUGA